GUAUCUGAUAUAAACUCAUUAAACGAGCAAUACUAUUUGUAUAAGAAAUAUAGCUAGGCUUCAAGAAAUUUAUAAAGGGUUGGAUCAAGAUUUUUAUGACAUCUGUUUGGACUUUGGUAUCUUCUUCAGUCACACCUAAUAUUCCAUCUUAUCAAAUAAUCAGUUAUUUUUGGAUUUUAUUCGGCUAUUUUUAUUCCUUAAUUUUCAUUAAUCCAGCAUUUUCUUACUUUUAUGAUGUAAUUUGGAUCAAUAAUAGUGGAUCUAAUAAGGGGUAACCUAACUCUAUAUCUAGAUCGGCUGACUCUAUCUCUCCAUGGGGAAUGUUCGGUCUAAUCCUUAGAUUCUCAUCGUUUAAGUUAUAAAGAAUGUGAAUUUCUUCUAGUAGCGUUUACAUAUAUCUCAAGGUCUUUAUACUACAACGAGUAGCUUAGAUCAGAUUCUAUAUCCCCUAGGUUAUAAUCUCUCAUUCAAGUAGACUCCAAGAAAUCUAGUUUUUCCGAUAAUUGUUAUCUUGUCCUGAUUAAACACAUUUGAGGGAUUCUAGUGAAAUUAAAUAGAGAACCAAGUAGACAAAAUCCAAGAGAUAUUUCCUAUUAGUAGACUCCGAUAAGGAGUAAGAGUAGUGAUACAUUGGAAUGAAGAUGCAUGAAGAAGACACAUUGAGAAACUUAAUAGAAUGUCUGAUUAGGGAAUUUCUCAGGGAAAGGCAGAGAGUAGCCUUGCUAAGACUCUCAGUUGCAACUUGCUGAGAACACAUCUAACUGGAUCUCAUAUAGGGAAAAUAAAUGAAAUCAAAUGAAAGAAGAAGAUAAGAUUAAGCUGUUGGCUUAGAACUUAGGAGAUCUCUGUAAGGAUCGCUUGAGACUUUAUCCACUCAAGACAUUGAUCCUGGUUUGCUGGACCUUUCCGCCUUUAGAAUUUCCUUGACAGCCACCUCGAUUAUUCUCUAAUAUUUUGAGCGCUUCAUUACUUCGUAUCUACAAGGACCAGCUCCUGAUUUAGGAUCUGUUAAGAUCAUACUUUUCAGCUUUGGAGCUGAGGUAGGGCCUACUUCAAGCAAAAGCACUUAGAUAUGUCCUACAUUCUUGGAUUAGAGAUAUAGUGUAGUGGUUAUCACUCCAUCUUUCUAAUAUUCAUAUCUAAUUUUCAAUUGG
Moneuplotes crassus is the source of this 1154-nucleotide messenger RNA. NCBI's taxonomy places the organism in Eukaryota, Ciliophora, Spirotrichea, Euplotida, Euplotidae. The record is from the annotation of a GenBank genome assembly.